CAAACAACUAGUAAAUAUUCUAUUCAAAUAAAAUACCAACAAAUAUAAUAACAAUAUAAAUCCCUUUUGAUAUUUGCCUGCACGUCCCAAAAAAACAAGUCGAGAAUAAUAACCACAUCAGAUUUGAUUAAAACCCUCUCACUAAUCACCUUCUUAAUCACCCUCUCCCCCAACAGAAAAAAAAAAACAUCGUAGGUUCUCUGUCUCGGACGGUAUCAAUAUUCAAAUCAUGCACCGUAGAGGAAUUCAAGAAUCCGACGAAGAAGAUGAGACAUACAACGACGUCGUUCCGGACUCUCCUUCUUCGUGCGAAGACUCCAAGAUCUCAAAACCAACUCCGAAGAAGAGUAGGAGGAACAUGGAGAAGAGAGUUGUGUCGGUUCCGAUUGCUGACGUGGAAGGAUCUAAGAGUAGAGGAGAGGUAUAUCCACCGUCCGAUUCCUGGGCCUGGAGAAAGUACGGUCAAAAACCGAUCAAAGGCUCGCCUUACCCUAGGGGUUAUUACAGAUGUAGUAGUUCAAAAGGAUGUCCGGCAAGGAAGCAGGUGGAGAGAAGUCGUGUGGACCCCUCAAAGCUCAUGAUAACAUACGCCUGCGACCAUAACCACCCUUUCCCCUCCGCCACUAACAACAAAUCUCACCACCGAACCAACACCAUCCUCCUCAAAACCGCCAAGAAAGAGGAGAACAUAGAAGAAGACGAAGAGGAAGAAGAAGAAGAAGCAACAGUUGUUGCCGAGGAGCCUGCAGGACUAGACCUAAGCCACGUGGACUCUCCUCUUCUCUUAGGUGGCUGCUACAGUGAACUACCCGAGUUCGGGUGGUUCUACGACGCUUCCAUCUCAUCAUCUUCCGGUUCUUCUUACGGUGGCAGCUUAACACUAGAGAGAGGCUUUUCAGUAGGAGAAGAGGAGGAUGAGUCACUGUUUGGUGAUCUUGGUGACUUGCCGGACUGCGCCUCCGUGUUCCGCCGUGGAACUGUGGCUACGGAGGGGGAACAUUUUGGUGCCGUUACUUUCUGUGAUAGUUCUAGAUGAGUUGUGUGUGUAGCCAAAAAUCUAAAAAAGGAAACUUUUUAUUUUCCACUGUAAAGUUGUAUCAAUGGUGGAUUCAUAUGAUUCAUUUAAAAUCUAUAAGUAAUAAAUUAAUACU
This is a messenger RNA of Eruca vesicaria subsp. sativa (arugula), 1151 nucleotides long. Lineage: Eukaryota; Viridiplantae; Streptophyta; Magnoliopsida; Brassicales; Brassicaceae. The record is from the annotation of a GenBank genome assembly.